AUGAUUGGGAACACAAGCUGUCAACAAUUUUGUACAAAUACAGAGGGAGGGUAUUUCUGUUCCUGUUCUCAAUCAUAUGAAUUAGGAAAUGACCAAAAAACAUGUACACUAACAACCACAUCAACCACAACCACCACCACAACCACCACCACAACAGAAGCUCCUACAACCACAACAACAGAAGCUCCUACAACAACAACAAUAGAAGUUCCUACAACCACAACAACAGAAGUUCCUACAACAACCACAACAGAUGUUCCAACACCCACAGCAGAAGCUCCUUCAACCACAACAACUAGAGAAGCUCCUACAACCAUAACAACAGAAGCUCCUACAACCACAACAACAGAAGUGCUAACAUUUAAAGCAACAGAAGCUCCUACAACCACCACAACAGAAUUUGCUACACCCACAACAAUAGAAACCCCUUCAACCACAACUACAAAAGCCCCAACAACCAUGAGUACGACAACAGAAGCUUCUACAACCACAACAACAGAAGUUCCUACAACCACAACAAAAGAAGCUCCUGCAACCACCACAACAGAAGUUCUUACAACCAGAACAACAGAAGCUCCUACAACCACCACUACAGAAACUGAAGCACCAACAACUACCACAACUACUGAAACUCCAACCACUACAAGAACUACAGAGGCACCAACAACUACCACUACAGAAGCCUUGACCACUACUACUGAAGCACCAACAACUACCACAACUACUGAAACUCCAACCACUACAACAACAACAGAGGCACCAACAACUACCAUCACAGAAGCCUUGACCACUACUACUGAAGCACCAACAACUACCACAACUACUGAAACUACAACAACUACACAGGCACCAACAACUACCACUACAGAAGCCUUGACCACUACUACUGAAGCAACAACAACUACCACAACUACUGAAACUACAACAACUACACAGGCACCAACAACUACCACUACAGAAGCCUUGACCACUACUACUGAAGCACCAACAACUACCACAACUACUGAAACUACAAGCACUACAACAACUACAGAGGCACCAACAACUACCACCACAGAAGCAUGCACCAAAAACUACCACUACAGAACUGAAACUCCAAGCACUACAACAACUACAGAGGCACCAACAACUACCACCACAGAAGCCUUGACCACUACUACUGAAGCACCAACAACUACCACAACUACUGAAACUCCAAGCACUACAACAACUACACAGGCACCAACAACUACCACUACAGAAGCCUUGACCACUACUACUGAAGCACCAACAACUACCACAACUACUGAAACUGCAACCACUACAACAACUACACAGGCACCAACAACUACCACUACAGAAGCCUUGACCACUACUACUGAAGCACCAACAACUACCACAACUACUGAAACUCCAAGCACUACAACAACUACACAGGCACCAAAAACUACCACUACAGAAGCCUUGACCACUACUACUGAAGCAACAACAACUAGCACAACUACUGAAACUCCAAGCACUACAACAGCUACACAGGCACCAACAACUACCACUACAGAAGCCUUGACCACUACUACUGAAGCACCAACAACUACCACAACUACUGAAACUCCAAGCACUACAACAACUACAGAGGCACCAACAACUACCACUACAGAAGCCUUGACCACUACUACUGAAGCAACAACAACUACCACAACUACUGAAACUCCAAGCACUACAACAACUACAGAGGCACCAACAACUACCAUCACAGAAGCCUUGACCACUACUACUGAAGCACCAACAACUACCACAACUACUGAAACUCCAAGCACUACAACAACUACAGAGGCACCAACAACUACCACUACAGAAGCCUUGACCACUACUACUGAAGCAACAACAACUACCACAACUACUGAAACUACAACAACUACACAGGCACCAACAACUACCACUACAGAAGCCUUGACCACUACUACUGAAGCACCAACAACUACCACAACUACUGAAGCUACAACAACUACAGAGGCACCAACAACUACUGAAGCACCAACAACUACCACAACUACUGAAACUCCAAGCACUACAACAACUACACAGGCACCAACAACUACCACUACAGAAGCCUUGACCACUACUACUGAAGCACCAACAACUAGCACAACUACUGAAACUCCAAGCACUACAACAACUAUACAGGCACCAACAACUACCACUACAGAAGCCUUGACCACUACUACUGAAGCACCAACAACUACCACAACUACUGAAACUCCAAGCACUACAACAACUACACAGGCACCAACAACUACCACUACAGAAGCCUUGACCACUACUACUGAAGCACCAACAACUACCACAACUACUGAAACUCCAAGCACUACAACAACUACAGAGGCACCAACAACUACCAUCACAGAAGCCUUGACCAGUACUACUGAAGCACCAACAACUACCACAACUACUGAAACUACAACAACUACACAGGCACCAACAACUACCACUACAGAAGCCUUGACCACUACUACUGAAGCACCAACAACUACCACAACUACUGAAACUCCAAGCACUACAACAACUACACAGGCACCAACAACUACCACUACAGAAGCCUUGACCAGUACUACUGAAGCACCAACAACUACCACAACUACUGAAGCUACAACAACUACAGAGGCACCAACAACUACCACUACAGAAGCCUUGACCACUACUACUGAAGCACCAACAACUACCACAACUACUGAAACUCCAAGCACUACAACAACUACACAGGCACCAACAACUACCACUACAGAAGCCUUGACCACUACUACUGAAGCACCAACAACUACCACAACUACUGAAACUGCAACCACUACAACAACUACACAGGCACCAACAACUACCACUACAGAAGCCUUGACCACUACUACUGAAGCACCAACAACUACCACAACUACUGAAACUCCAAGCACUACAACAACUACACAGGCACCAAAAACUACCACUACAGAAGCCUUGACCACUACUACUGAAGCACCAACAACUAGCACAACUACUGAAACUCCAAGCACUACAACAGCUACACAGGCACCAACAACUACCACUACAGAAGUCUUGACCACUACUACUGAAGCACCAACAACUACCACAACUACUGAAACUCCAAGCACUACAACAACUACACAGGCACCAACAACUACCACUACAGAAGCCUUGACCACUACUACUGAAGCACCAACAACUACCACAACUACUGAAACUCCAAGCACUACAACAACUACACAGGCACCAACAACUACCAUCACAGAAGCCUUGACCAAU
Saccostrea echinata is the source of this 3270-nucleotide messenger RNA. RefSeq names its product mucin-2-like. The transcript is spliced from 5 exons. The annotation marks the transcript as partial. Lineage: Eukaryota; Metazoa; Mollusca; Bivalvia; Ostreida; Ostreidae. The record is from RefSeq and is a predicted model, not a curated record.